CGAGUCGGAGAGUGCCGGUUGGCCGUCACUCUCACAGAUAAAAACAACAGUGCGAGAAAAAGCUCUAGCUGGGUAUAAAAGCAAGUGUCGAACAGCUACAGAAAGUUCAAUUUCCAAUCGGGCUUUGCUGCGAGGACGUCGAGUACCAGUGGAGGUGUCGCAUCUACAAAAACAAAACACUGUAAUCAAGAAAAAGAAUCACCAACAAUAAAAGACAAGAAAUCCUAAUUUCAACUCGCAUAAGAUCAUUUUCAAACGAAAAUCCAAUAUGUCUGAGGCACACUAUGAUGAAUACGAGCACUACAACUUCGACCAUGACAAACACAUCUUUUCGGGCCACAGCGGCAAGCAGCGCUCCAAGAAGGAGGCCAGUGAGCACACCAACCACUUCGACCCGUCGGGCCACUCGAGAAAGAUUUUGACCAAACUCAUGAACACCAACAACAACAAGAAGACUGUGAAAAACUGAUGCCAAAGGCACGUCAUAGCAGAGACACAAAUACAGAGAAAAACUUGAGCAGAAAAGUGCGAAAAAGAAAAAAUUAAAGGCAGUUAUUGAAUUUGAAGUUGGAAGAAGAAACGCAAAACACUGAAUAUAAACUGAAAAUUAGAACGAAAGAAAGAGCAACAGAAGAGGUCGCUGCAGCGGCAGCUGGCACUGUCAGCACACGCUGGAAAACUACAAAAAAAAAAAAAGAAGAAAACAUAUAAAAAGCACUGGAAUUACUUAUUGAUUAGUUCUAGUUUAUAAAAAUUUCCUAAACUUAAUACACUUACAGACUUAUAAUUUUAAUAUUAAGCUUAGUGCGAUUCAAAUUAUGAAGUUUGCUUUAGGUAUAACUUAUAAAAUAAAAAGAAAACUGAAACUAA
This is a messenger RNA of Drosophila innubila, 870 nucleotides long. RefSeq names its product nuclear protein 1. Bases 269 to 469 code for a protein of 66 amino acids. NCBI's taxonomy places the organism in Eukaryota, Metazoa, Arthropoda, Insecta, Diptera, Drosophilidae. The record is from RefSeq and is a predicted model, not a curated record. The transcript has a single exon. Gene Ontology annotation, biological process: negative regulation of cell cycle; regulation of transcription by RNA polymerase II; negative regulation of cell population proliferation. Gene Ontology annotation, cellular component: nucleus.